UUUGCAGCACGCAGGGUAGUACUGCCUGAAAGCUACGAGGCCAGCGACCCAGCGACUCUGGAACCUCAGUCCUCUCCUGAUCUGUCAUUCAGAAGUAGUAAGUCAGGUUACAUGUCAUUAAACGUUCUGUGGUGCUGCAACAAUGAAGAUCAGAAUCCUGUUAUGGGUGAAGACAACAGGAACUCCUCCAGAAGUACUUUUCUAUUGGAAGAUCUAAGCAAGCAGCAAGCGAUACAGUUUCUGUUAGGCCCUCUCCCUCACCCGGUCUUCAAAGCCUGUCUUUGUCCUCUAUGAAGAAGCUUUGUUGCCAAGACUCGCUGUGAAGAUGACCCACACUACUGAAUGCAGUUGUCUGCAAAUGUAGGAGCCAACAAAUGCUAUGUCCUGCCUUCCCCUGACUUUCCUCUUUCUCAUGGAAUAUAUAUUUCUAAAGUGUUUCUAGAUCUUUACUGAAGAUGUUUGGAUUAUAGCUAUGAGCAUAUCUAUGCAAGGAGAUGAGCAAGCCUGAGCAAUGCUGAGCACUCUCAGCUCUGCAUCCUGUUGGCUGAACUCAAGAUAAACAAGAGCAACCUUUCUGACCUGUGCCCAGAGCAUCUGGGUGACUGAAAAGGAGGAGAAAAUGAAAUGGGUACAGAUCAGCCUGAUCUUGAAGGCUUUGCCCUGAAGUCUAUCUUGCUUCCAGCCCUGACAGCUGGCCAGAAGUCCCUGGAGAAAAUGUGCCUUCCCAAGAGCCUCUCAGUUAUUCUUUUUGUUCAGUGGAGGGACUGCUGUAUGUCAGCCAUGCUAAAGGGCAAGUGAUGGAGGCAAGUAUUAGUUUAUAUAUUCGUGGUUAUCUCAUACUGUUUUUUACCAGUUUCGCCUUUUCAACUGCUUUGUUUCUUUCCCACUGCUGCUGUGAAAUAACUGCACAAGUGAAAGACUGUAUGGGCAUGUUCUGGGAGGGAAUCAUGUUAUAUGAUCUGCUCAGUGUGACUGUGGAUAUGGAACGACUAACUGUCCCUGAUGUACUGUAUGCUCAUACAAAUGAGAAGUGUGUGUUCCUGAGCUUCAUCCUGAAGGCACUGCUUUUCCUCCCUCAAAUAUAGAACAUAGAGUUGUUACGAGUCGAAAGCAACCACAAGGCUUCAAUGUUAUUGCAAAUAGAUGUGCUAAUUUAUUCUGCUGAUUCACGGUUCUUCUCAUUUAUGAGUAAAGCAAAUGGUUUUUCUCUGCAAAGCUAGAUACUGGUACAAAUAAGUAGCUCUAAGGACCUUCGUACCAGAAAUGCUCUUUGAAAAGCUGUGUUCAGACUCACAACAGACUCACCAUACAGAAAUGUGAGCAGAUGACCACAAAGCUUCUAUAGGAGCUUUCUGAGUUAUAAGUCAGUGUAAUGUCAGCAGUCGUUCACAGAACACAUGGGCAUGGCAGUGACAUGUUUGUGAACUAACUGGGCUGAUUUGUUUCAUGUGAGUUUGUAGAUUGAAACAGAGCUAAUUGGAGCAGUUGAUGGUUUCCAGCGGCUAAUGAAUUCAUGGAACUUCAGUUAGAAGAGGUGAUACUGCAUUAGAUCAAGUACUGCCAGUGGUAAUUUGCAUAGAAAGCAUGUAGCAGAUAGUAAAAAUGAUGGGCGAGGAAUAUGUUGGACAUCUCUGUUCUGAACUACAGCUUUUCUGUGAGACCAAACUGAAAAAUGAAUGCCAAGGGAGUUAGCUAAAAUGGAAAAGGCAGUUAUAGGUCAGCUGUCAAGGCUGUAUUUCGUACGGCAAGUAAUUCUGGGACUCCUGUUUUUUUAGCCAUUGAGUUUUGUUCACUUAACUGUCUGCUUUUUUGUUUUGAGUUUCGUUCACUUCUGUCUGCUGGAUGAUGAGAAAAAUCUAGUUGUGCCUUUUUUUCUCAAAACAAAUUAAUAUGGACAUGCAAUUCAACUUCAUGAGAAUCAGUUACAUUAGGAAAAAGUAGAAGCAACGAUAAGCAUGAGAUCACCGUGGCACAGCUGCAUGUGUAGUCACUCUUGAAGCAAUUGCACACCUAAUUGGCUGACAAUCUUGGCAUUUUUAAAACAAACACAAGCCUUUUAAAGACAGGGGACAUGUUUAUUUACGAAUAGUCAAAUUAACCUGUGGGGUGUCAUCAAUGGAGCCCUCUGGCAGUGAACAGUUGUGCGAUGACCCUGAUCCUGGAGGCAAAUCCCAAGAUCAAGAGACCAAAAAACAACACGAAUCAGAGCAAAAAUUAUCCAAAAUAACCCAUAACGCUUUGGAGAACAUUAAUGUGAUUGGUCAAGGCUUGAAGCACCUCUUCCAGCAUCAGCGCAGGAGGUCAUCAGUUUCUCCACAUGAUGUUCAGCAAGUUCAGGCUGAUUUGGAGUCUGACAUGGAUUUGGAAAGCCAAAGCGCCUGUGCUGAAAUUGAUGGUGUCUCCACCCACCCUACAGCUCUGAACCGAGUGCUUCAGCAGAUCAGAGUGCCACCCAAAAUGAAGAGGGGGACGAGCCUGCACAGCAGGCGGGGCAAGACGGACCCUCCCAAAGGAAGCCCACAGAUCAACAGGAGGUCUGCACAAGAUAUGCAAUCAGGUCGUCCCAGAUCGUCGUCCACUACAGAUGCUCCCACAAACUUGUCCGUGAUGGAGGUUGCUUCUUCUGUCUGUGUAGGUGGAGAGGAGGCCACGGCAGCAAUUGAACGACUGGAAGUCAGCAGCCUAGCACAGACCUCCAGUGCAGUGGCCUCAAGCACUGAUGGCAGCAUCAAUGCAGACUCUGUUGAUGGCACCCCAGAUCCGCAGCGUACAAAAGCAGCCAUCACACACCUGCAGCAGAAGAUACUGAAAUUGACCGAGCAGAUCAAAAUCGAACAAACAGCCCGUGAUGACAAUGUGGCAGAGUACCUGAAGCUAGCCAACAAUGCAGACAAGCAGCAGAGCGCCCGCAUUAAGCAGGUGUUUGAAAAGAAAAAUCAAAAGUCUGCCCAGACGAUCUUGCAGCUGCAGAAGAAGCUAGAACAUUACCAUCGAAAGCUGCGAGAAAUUGAACAAAAUGGAAUCCCUCGACAGCCAAAGGAUGUCUUCAGGGAUAUGCACCAGGGAUUGAAAGAUGUUGGAGCGAAAGUCACUGGAUUCAGUGAGGGAGUAGUAGACAGUGUUAAAGGUGGGCUUUCCAGUUUCUCCCAAGCCACACAUUCAGCAGCAGGAGCUGUGGUUUCCAAACCCCGGGAGAUUGCCUCUCUCAUCAGGAACAAGUUUGGGAGUGCGGACAAUAUUGCUAAUCUGAAAGACUCCUUAGAAGAAGGCCAGGAAGAUGGGACAGGAGGCAAGGCUCUAGGUGUUAUCCAGAACUUUCAGUCAAGCCCAAAAUAUGGCAGUGAAGAGGACUGCUCCAGUGCUACGUCAGGCUCAGUGGGAGCCAACAGCACAACAGGGGGCCCUGUGGGAGCUUCCAGCUCCAAAACAAACACUCUGGAUAUGCAGAGCUCAGGGUUUGAUGCAAUACUACAUGAGAUUCAAGAAAUUCGAGAGACACAGGCAAGACUGGAAGAGUCAUUUGAGGAUCUUAAGGUUCGCUAUCAGAGGGAUUACUCAUUAAUAAUGCAGACUUUGCAGGAGGAACGGUACAGAUGUGAAAGACUCGAAGAGCAGCUAAAUGACCUGACUGAGCUCCAUCAGAAUGAGAUCCUGAAUCUGAAACAGGAGCUGGCCAGCAUGGAGGAGAAAAUUGCCUAUCAGUCUUAUGAGCGAGCCCGGGACAUCCAGGAGGCCCUGGAAGCAUGCCAGACCCGCAUCUCCAAGAUGGAGCUACAGCAGCAGCAGCAGCAGGUGGUGCAGCUGGAGGGUCUGGAGAAUGCCACAGCCAGGAACCUGCUGGGGAAGUUUAUCAAUAUCCUCCUGGCUGUCAUGGCCGUCCUCCUUGUCUUCGUCUCCACUGUGGCCAACUGCGUCGUGCCCCUCAUGAAAACUCGCAAUAGGACGUUCAGCACUUUAUUCGUAGUGGUUUUCAUUGCCUUUUUGUGGAAGCACUGGGAUGCCAUCUCUGGCUACUUGGAACGGUUUUUGUCUCCCUCCAGAUGAUGCCAUGAGGAAUCGGCUGCAUCGCCCCCUCCCAGCACACUCUGUGAGCAAGCGUGGCAAAGAUUAGUCAGCAACUACUCCGCUGAAGUUUUAAAGUGUCUGAGUGAAUUUGUUUACAUUUAGAAUAACGUUUUUUCUCUGCGAGAUGCAUUGCAAUAGUAUUUUUUAGAUUUUAUUCAAGAACUCUUUUUGGCGAGAAUCCCGGAUAAUUUUUAUGUAGCAUGGUUCUCUUUGGAUGCAAAUCUUAAGAUUCUUUAAAGUGUACAAAAUAAAUAAAUAAAACACAGAAAUUUGGAGCAUACCAAUGGGCAAUUUAAACUGUGGCUUGAACUACUGUACUAAACCUGUCAGGAAGAGGAAAAUGUGAUUAACUUAGGAUGAGCAAAAAUAAAUGUAGUGCACGCAGCCUUGAGGGAUGGUACCACAGCAAACCUGUAACACUAAACUUUUACUGUGAAGUCUGCUCACAUUCCAUGUCCAAUUGUAUGGGUUCGGAGUGGUUUCUUUACCAGAAAACAAAACAACGUGUGGAUCUCUUUCCCGACUCA
Molecule: messenger RNA, 4592 nt
Organism: Meleagris gallopavo (turkey)
Lineage: Eukaryota; Metazoa; Chordata; Aves; Galliformes; Phasianidae
Source: RefSeq, a predicted model, not a curated record